Ectocarpus siliculosus is the source of this 1023-nucleotide messenger RNA. NCBI's taxonomy places the organism in Eukaryota, Phaeophyceae, Ectocarpales, Ectocarpaceae. The record is from the annotation of a GenBank genome assembly.
GUGGGACAGCAGAUACGUUCCUUCAGCAGCCGUGGGGGACGAUAUGCCGCGCUACUAUUGUGACUACUGUGGUACUUACCUCACCCACGACUCCGCGCCUGGACGACGCCAGCACAAUCGAGGAUGGAAGCACACCGAUAACGUGAAGCUGCACUACAAGCAGUUUUUGGAGAAGUUCGUCCAGCAACAAGCUGCAAACGGCGGUGCAGGGCCCAGCGGCGCGAUGCCAACGGGACCGAUGCCUAUGUGUCCUGAAGUUGGCCCUGGACCUAGAGGGCCGAUGAUGGGCUCAGGAUCUUUGGGAAUGGGCCCCAUGAACAACUCACUAAUGCCUGGAAUGGGAGGGCGUGGCCCAAUGGGCGGAGGACCGAUGAUGGGCGCACCGCGUCCGGGUGGAUUCAUGGGCGGAGGGCCAAUGGGCGGUGGACCCAUGAUGGGACCACGCCCGGGCGGAUUCAUGGGCGGUGGACCCAUGAUGGGUGCACCACGUCCGUUUAUGGGAGGCGGGCCGCCACGAGGCCCUCCCCCACCACAAGCCACGCCCCCGAAUGGCAACGGUCCAGCUCCUGGCUCCGGACCAAGUUAGGCUUGAGGAAAGAGGGGAGUUACCCUAUUUUCGCAAGUUGUGCGCUUGCCUUCGAGAACCGUUUUUUCAUCAGCAGUUCGCCAGGAUGUAAGUGUGGAGUAGCGAGGUCCUGGUGCGCAUCACGACUUAGGGGCUUGCAAGAAUGGCGCACUCGUAGCAGUUACAGCAGCUGAAUAAGCUUGCGCCGGCUUUUGGGCUUGUUCGUUGCAAGACACAUGCGACAUGCGUUGUCCACACGACACACGACAUGACCUGAGUUUCGUGUAACCUUCAAGCACGUGGCAAGGCGGCGGAAAACACAACACUUGGCUCACCAAGUACCACAUGUCUCUAUCCUUUCUUCUUGCCUCCUUUCGUGAGGCUGACAAGAGUGUACCAGGCAAUGUGACGCAUCAAAUUCAAGACAUUUUCCGACGGAGCUGUUUUCCCUGGCUACC